CAAGUAAAACAAAGCUAGAGAAAGCUAAUGUUUCUUGAAACAUGGAAAUCACUUAUGAAGGGGAGAGAGAGGCUAUGUCCUCACCUCUCCCAAGAUGCACAAUGCAAAUGGCAGGAGGCAGUGGAUUUGGGCAUAGCAUAGAAAUCAUCUCACAAUCAUGUGCCAUGCUAGAUGAAGGACCAGACAAUGAUAAUGAAAAUGCAUGUUCUUAUCCAUGCAAGGAUUCUCCCCUUCCAAUAUUCAUCAAGUUUGAAGAUGUGGAAUAUAGGGUGGAAUGCAAUUGCACCUCAUAUGAGAACCCCAUGAAAGUUGUGAUGUCAAAUGUGGCUGCACAUUUGAAUAUAGAGCACAAGUACAAAAACAUACUGAAUGGAAUAACUGGGAGCAUAGGCCCUGGUCAAAUUCUUGCAUUGAUGGGGCCUUCUGGUAGUGGAAAGACAACCUUACUGAAGAUAAUUGGAGGUAGACUACAUGGGAAUAUCAAGGGGAACAUCACUUACAAUGAUAUUCCCUAUAGUUCAGCUCUGAAAAGAAGGAUAGGAUUUGUAACACAAGAUGACGUGCUUUUUCCUCAAUUAACUGUGGAAGAGACCCUUGUUUUUGCUGCAUUUCUGAGGCUUCCAAGCGAUAUGAGUCGUCAACAAAAGUUUCUAAGAGCAGAAAGAACAAUUGUGGAGCUAGGUUUAGAGAGAUGUCGACACACAAAAAUUGGAGGAGCAUUUGUAAAAGGUAUAUCCGGAGGAGAAAGGAAACGAACAAGUAUAGGUUAUGAGAUUCUUGUGGAUCCAUCGUUGCUGUUACUUGACGAGCCUACCUCUGGUCUUGACUCUAGUACUGCAAACAAACUCCUUCAAGUUUUACAAGGACUUGCAAAGGCUGGUAGAACAAUCAUUACAACGAUUCACCAACCUUCGAGUCGAAUGUUCCACAUGUUUGACAAGCUGUUGCUUAUAUCAGAAGGCUGUGCUAUAUAUCACGGGCAAGCUCAAGAUUCCAUGAAUUACUUUUCUUCAUUGGGUUUUGUUCCUGAAUUGGCUAUGAACCCUGCAGAAUAUUUAUUGGAUUUAGCCACAGGACGAGUUAAUAACAUAAGGUUCCCUGAAGAAAUACAAGUUUCACAAUCCACCCAAGGAUUAGAAAGGGCAGUUCUCAAGCAUUUACAAUGGAAAUACAAAACUGUGUUGGAACCUAAGGAAAAAGAAGAAAACAAUCAUUCUUCAAGGACAAAUAAACAUCUCCAGAUGGCUAUUCAAGUGAAAAGGGAUUGUACAUUGUCUUGGGCAGAGCAAUUUGUGAUUCUGUCAAACAGGACAUUCAGAGAACGGCGUCGCGAUUAUUUUGACAAAUUAAGACUGCUCCAAUGUCUUGGAGUUGUAAUUCUAUUGGGUCUAUUGUGGUGGAAAUCCAAGACAACAACAGAGGCUCAAGUUCGGGACCAGGUUGGAUUGAUGUUCUACAUUUGUAUAUUUUGGACUUCUUCAUCACUAUUUGGAGCUGUCUAUGUAUUUCCAUUUGAAAAAAUGUACCUGGUCAAGGAGCGGAAAGCAGAUAUGUAUAGAUUAAGUGCAUACUAUGUCAGUAGCACACUGUGCGACAUGGUUGCUCAUGUCUUCUACCCGAUCAUUUUCAUGGUCAUAAUAUACUUCAUGGCUGGUUUUAGAAGAACGUUGCCAUGUUUUUUUCUCACACUACUUGCAGUGUUAUUGGUUGCCAUCACGAGUCAGGGGGCAGGGGAGCUUUUCGGAGCUGCAGUUUUGAGCAUAAAGAGAGCUGGGAUGAUAGCUUCUAUGGUGCUAAUGUUGUUUCUUCUUACUGGAGGAUACUAUGUUCAGCAUAUACCUCAAUUCAUGAAAUGGAUGAAGUAUGUAUCAUUCAUGUACUAUGGGUUUAGGCUCCUAUUGAAAGUGCAGUACUCUGGAGACCAAUUAUAUGAGUGUGGAAGUGUAGGCGGAUGUAAAAGUCUACAAAGUUCACCAACAUUCGACACUGUGAAUUUGGAUGGAGGCGUCCAAGAAGUUUGGAUCCUGUUGUGUAUGGCCAUUGCUUAUCGGUUAUGCGCUUAUUUAUGCCUUCGAAAGAGAAUAAAUAUAUCACCAAUCUGAUUUGUUAAUGGGGAUCUCAGUAAAUGCUCAGUGCAUGUUCAGAAGGAA
This is a messenger RNA of Amborella trichopoda, 2150 nucleotides long. RefSeq names its product ABC-2 type transporter family protein (gene ABCG26). The record is from RefSeq and is a predicted model, not a curated record. Gene Ontology annotation, cellular component: membrane. Gene Ontology annotation, biological process: transmembrane transport. Lineage: Eukaryota; Viridiplantae; Streptophyta; Magnoliopsida; Amborellales; Amborellaceae. Gene Ontology annotation, molecular function: ATP binding; ABC-type transporter activity; ATP hydrolysis activity.